AUGAAAGAGUUUGGACUAUUUCCAAUCAUAAAGUUGUUCAUCAGAGUUGGUUAUGGAGAGACUCAUUACCAAAAAGCGGAACUUCACCCAGAAUUGCUUGUACAGCUUAAAGAGGCUAUGGAUACUUUAGUUAUCUGUGAACUUGAUGUUGGUCUAUGUCAGAGUGUUCGUGCUAGUUCUCUCGUAUUCCAGAUUCAGUGGACAAUAUCAGAAUUGAGAGAACGUUUUUACAAUGAAAAUAAUAUUUCUAGAGAGUCUAAACUUUUGGAACAAUCAUCAAUAAGACGUGAAAUACGAGGUGCAUUGUCUGAUUUGUUUCAUUUUCUACGGUUUCCUCUUAUUCCACAACGCUUUCGCCAAUCUAUAAUUAAUUGGAUAACACAAUUGGCUGCCAUUUUACUUGACGUUCCUAAAAGUGAAGAUCAAUUCUUUUUAUUGGCUCAUAUUUUAAGAACUCCAUCUCCUUUGGAAAACUGGGCUGCUCCUUUGGUUCAAACUUUUUUGACAACACCAACUCUUGAAUUAAAGAAACCAAUUGACAACUUUGUUGUUAUGCUUAACAUGUUAAUGCAACCAAUUAAGCAACUUCGUAUAAUAUGUUAUUAUUACAGAUAUCGUGAUCAAUUUUUAAUGCCAAUCACUCGAUUUUAUGAAGGAGAAAAUAGUUGGAAUAUGGUCUCUGAAAGUGGAGAAGUGGACGAUGGAAAAUUGACUGAUAUAAGCGAAGCAAAUUUAAUUGAAGUGCUUGCUCAAUUUACUGUGAGACCAUUACUUGGCAUUGCUUUUCGAUAUUUUACUUUAAUACAUAAAGGUAUUCGACUCCAAAUUCUUUGUUCAUUGGUUUCUUUUGUUGGCACUCUUAUUAAAAUUCUUGAUGAUGGUCUUAACACUUAUUGUGCAAUGUCUGGAUUUUCUAAAAGAAUUGCUGAUAUUAUUAGCGCAGCUAUUCGUCAAUUCCUUGUUAAUCUUCCAUAUGACACUAUAACUGAAAAUUGUCGUCUUCGUUGUCAAUUAUUACUUCGUGAAUUGCCAAAUAAAAAUUCUACAACAGUUUCUUCUCUUUAUUUAAUUCCUGAUUGUCAAUUACUUAAUACAUUAAAAUCUUGUUCCCCAUUAGUUGAUCAAUUAGGUAGUGGCACAAAUUUGCGAGAAAGCGAUGAUAUUACUUAUACUGUACAAGCUUUAGCGUCAAUUGUUUCUCAUUCUGAACAAGAUGUUUUGCAUUUUGUUACUGAAUUAAUUGAUAUUUGUUUUCUUAAUGAAAAUACACGACAAAGUUUAUAUAAGGUUGGUUCUGAAGCAAUGGCCAUUUUGCUUGAAAGAAAUCCAAAUUUGCUCAGUCCUAUAUUGAGAUAUAUUGAUCGUUAUGUGGACCAUCUAGAUGAUUAUACCGUUAAUAUUCUCAAAAAUGUUCCUUUAAAUAAAUGUGUCCUUUCCUGUGAAGAUGUUACUGACCGGCUUGGUAAAUGGCUUAUUCAAAGACCAGUUUAUCAUCCGGCAUCCGCUAUUGCGAGGUUAGUUUUCUCUUCAAUGAAUUGGUCAUCAACAUCUGCUGAUGUUUUGAUCCCUAUAGAAGUCCAUAAUAUCUGUGCUGAAACUUUAGUUAAAGCACAUUUUGUUCAUUGUAAGCAACGAAAUAGUCUUAUUUCUAAACCUCUCAACAAAAUUUCUCGUUUGGCAACCAAAUGUCCAGAUCUUGAACAAAUGUUUGAUAGAUUCUGUUGGGAUAUUUUAAUUAAACUUAAAAUAUCAGAAAAUUUGAAUGCGCCUUCUCCUCCAAACGAUCUCACGGCAUUUUUUGUUUAUUGCAUACAAAAAUGUCUUUCUUGCCCAAAUGAAUUUGUGUUGACUGGGAUUAGUUACUUUUUGGAAUUAGUUAAUUCUUCAUGUCAUUAUGCGGCUUUGGUUAUUUUAGUACGUGCAGUAGCUACAUUUUCGUCACGUAUUCAUUUACUUACGGGAAAUUUGAUAUUUUGUGAAUGUUUUGAACGCCUUUUGCAUGCCGACGACACAUCGUAUGCUUAUAAUGCUUUACAGAUCUUUACUGGUGGUGAUAAAUUUCCUGGUCCUGUAAUAACUUUUCUCUCUUCGGCAAUCAUUUAUCAAAUAUAUACUUCUAACAUUCAAAUUGAGCAAAGGAGGGAAUUAACACUAACUUGGCUUCAAUUGUUAACAUGUCAAAAACCAAACUAUAAAUGGAAUGAUGAUAAAAAUAUUCUUUUCUUAAUUGGAUGUUUAACAGAAUGUGCAUUUUUCUUUGACCAUAAUGAACUUUUUGGAACAAUUGAGCUGGUGCAAAAAUUAUAUAAAAUACAAAAUCAGCAAUGGAAGAAGUCUUCUUCUGGUCCUUUCUCUUGGUUUUCAUCAAAUAUUCGCCCUCAACUUAUUAGCUCAAAUCUUUUUUCUGUCUCAAAAUGGGCAACUUAUUUAUUACUUUGUGCUGAGCAACAAGAAUUUUCUGAAUUUUUUGCUCAGUUCUACGAAUCAUUUCCAAAAUAUUCUAAUCGUUCUCUCGAAGAUGUUGUGAAGAAAGCUUCUUCAAAAUCUGGAAUUAAUUUUACUGUAGAUAAUUUACCUUAUUUUCGUUGGCUUCAGUUGUGUAUCGAAUCCAGUGAUUCCACAAAAGACUUCAAACAUCCUGUCUUUACUUUAGCACUUCAACAAUUGGCUAUUAAUUUAUUCCAACGAAGGAAAUCUGGAAUGACCAUUUUCUGUCCGGGUUUGCAAUUUUACAAAUGCAAGCAAAGUGAAAAAUUAUUUGAUGAAUUUCGUAAAAAUGUUUUGCAAAAUUCUUCUAAUGGACAUAAAAAUAGCAAUUCAAGUAGUAAUGUCAGUGAUGAUAGAAUUAAUCCUUCAACUGCUCCAAUUCAAACAAAUGCUUUAUUAAGAGCUUUUGAUUUGUGGAUAAGUUCUGAGCGUUGUUUUGAGGCUUCACUACCAAUUAGUAGUUAUUGUGAUUUGCCUAUGGAUUAUUUACUUCAAUUAAUUAUUUCUGGCAAUAUGCAAAUUUGGGAAGAGUUUAUUGAUCAAACACAACAUGGAAAGUCUCUUCAGCAACGAGCAAACCUUUUUGUCAAAUUAUGUCAUUUAUCAAAUGGUUCUAACGCUUCUUUUAAACAAUUCAAUAAAGAAUAUAAAAAUUUGACUGAAUUCUUCGCUUCAUUUGAAUUAAACGUCGAAAAUAUAGAUAAUGUAAAGCCAAAACCUGUAUUGAUUAUUGAUACAAAAUUGCCAAUUCCUGACAAAAUUUUUGAUUUUAUUCAAAACAAAUCAACUUUCGGAUUUAAAUCUUUUAAUCCUUUUACAAGCUUUUCCGAUCCUUCAUCUGAUACAGUUCAGCGUUUUAUUUCACGCAUGGAAGAAUUAAAUAUUGCUGCCAAAUCAUUUUUGGAUAUAAAAGAUUUUGUUGAUAAAUCAAAUUUAACUUAUAUUGAACUUUUUAAACAAUUAUAUAAGCAAUUUGAAAGGAAAUUACAAAUUACUCUUCGAUGUGGAAAUAUAUUACAAGUAACUAAUUGCCCAAGACCUGGAAUACAUGAACAAUUGGUAAAACCUUUUGAAUAUCAACAAGAAAUUGCUGACAAAAUGAAUGAUAAUAGACAAAAACGAGAAUUUGAGACAGCAAAAAUACUUUCUAGAGCAAAUCAUUUGGCAUUAAUAUCUGCUCGUCUUGAAUAUCUUUGCACAGAUCUACGAAAGUAUUUUUAUUCGUGUUCUACCUUGCCCAACUCAUCUUCCAACCUUUCGGAUAAUGAUAGGCAGAACUUCUUGCAAAUGGGCCUACGUCUAUUCUAUGGGAUUUGCUCAAAUGUUCAAGGGGAUCAACUUUUAUUUCCAACGGGAAUGGAUGUUUUGUCUGCUUGUCUGAAAAACCUUGGAUCUACUUUUAUUGCAAAUAGGCCUGAAGAGCAAAUGAAUUUAAUGGCUGUUGUUCUUGCAGGAAAUCCUCUUAAUCAUUUAUUGGUUGAACAUUUUACUCCACAUUGUGUCCAGCCUCCAGAUUUACUUGCCAAACUUUAUUCUAAUUUGUCUUUGGCUGUUCGACAACCUAACACUUCAAAAGCUGCACUUUCUUUGCUCCGUCGUUUAGACAUUGAACAUGCUGGAAGACAGCUGCCAAGCAAUCAAUUUCAGUCAUUAAUUCCUGUUAUGUUCGAAAAUUUGGUUGCAUCAACAAUUAGUCGAAGCUCAAAUGAUGAAUCUCUACAAGAGCAUUGUUUAUCACAUUAUUUACAUACGUUAGCUUUGGAAUGUAUUAAUGUAAUUGAAGGUCAAUUAAUUUCUUCAAGGAGAGAAUUAACCACAAGUCUUUUUACUGUAUGGUCGCCUUAUCUAGAACAUAUUUGUAAAUUAUCUGAGUUUUUCCUUCGUUCUUAUGUUCGAUUUUCUUUUCGUGCUGAUGCUCCUGCUGGAAUUAUGGAGAAAGAAUUGGAUAAAGUUUUUCAUAUUUCUCUAAAAUGUUGGUCAUCAUUACUUGAACCUAUUCCAAUUUCAAACUUACCACCUUGGAAUAACAGUGACACUUUAAUUGCUUCAAAAAUAAUUGAACAAUUUAUUCAUUUUCUUCUUUGGCUUCCUCAUUCUCUUUAUAUUCCACCAGAUCGUGAAUGUCCAGAAUCUCUUUUUUGGAAUUACUUUACUUCUAAACUUGUCAAUGAACAAUUUAGAAAUGUAAGAAGUAGUGGAGCUCAAAAUUCAAAUUUGCUCUAUAUUUAUUCUGUUUAUGAAAGUAAAUUAAUAGCAUUAAAUUGGAGUCGAUUUUGGCCAACCUUGCUUGAUUUUGGUACUUUUGAUCAAUUAUUGGAUUAUUCUGAUAAAUUAACUGAAUCUUCUUCUUGUAAUAAUUAUAUUACAUCUUUAAUUGUUGAAAUAUUUGUUCGGUUACCUUGGCCUGGUCUUGUAGAACAAUAUUUGUGUGGAUAUCAUCCAUUGGAUGCAACUCGAACAUUUCAUUCUUUAUUGCUUUCAAUAAUUGUUAAAUGUAUUGUAAAAAGGACAAAUUAUAAACGCUCUCGUGCCACAAUGUGCAACAAAAUAAAAUUUCUUAGUGAUAAUUGUCAAUGGGUUUAUGUUAAAUCAGAAGCAAUUGAAAAGGUCGGAACGUUUCUAUCUACUGCUUUUCCAAAUUCAGAAGACUGGUUUACUGGAAAUAAUUCUUUAGACGAGGCACAACAAUAUUUUUUAGAAAUUUGGCGGCAAGUUUGUCAUGUUUCUACGAUUCCGGCAAUUUACAUUCGAACUCAAUUGAGUCUUCUUCUUCGAUUUUCUUCAAAUACAAUUGAAUCAGAACAAAAAUUAAAAUAUUAUUCUGAACUUUUGGACAAAGCUAAUUUUCUUGUUGUUUCUGCAGAUAACAAAUUAGAAUAUCAGGAUUUUGUUUGUGAAUUUAUUAAAAUUUGGGCUGAAUAUUUUAAUCAACAUCGAGGUAAUACAGCAGAGAAAAAGUGCCUUGCAUUUAUUGAACAUUUAUAUUCUAAACUUACUGAAUGGCUGGAAGCUCAUCCUGACUCUCCUCUUAUACUUCUUUUUGCUAAUAUUUCAAAAAUUUUUGAGAAAAUUCCUAAUGAUUUGGACGAUCAAUUUAGUCUCGGAAUUGCUGAAAGUUGUAUAAAUGCUUAUUUUAAAAGUAAAAUUAAAUUAAUUAUUUUUUUUAAUCUUCAUUUUUUUAAAGAAAAUAAUAGUAUCAUUUCUCAUAAUUGGAGUGAAAUUUCUAAAUGGGUUCAAUUGUCUAAACAUCAAGCUGAUUUUCUAUUUGUUGUUCCAAAGUUAUUUGUAACCAAAUCCGAACCUUCAUUUAUUCUUUGUGUCCGAGAAUGGCAAAGAAUUUGUAUUAGUCUAUUUACACUUCCAAAUCCGUCUCUAGUGUUAUUCUACAAUUAUUUUGAUGAAUAUAUUAGCUGGCUUCAUCGUGUUUAUACAGAGGAAAGUGUUAGUGGGGGAAUUCUUUCUCUUGUUACAAAUAGAUUAGCCCGUCGACAAUUAUUUUCUACAAGACUGAAAUUGAUUACAAAUAUUAUUCAUUUGUUCAUUUCUCAAAACUUAACAUCUUCCAAGCAAUUACCGAGAAUUCAACGUGGCCAGCAUGUUUUCAACAAUAAAUUAAUUUCUUUCCGAGAAUUACAAAACAACAAAUCUUAUUCAGAAUUUAAUUUUGUUUUUGGGGAAGCUGAACAAUAUUUUAUUAAUUCUUCUAAUUUUUGCCUUACCGAUGCAGAUUCGUUGUAUCAACUACUUAUUGAAAAGCUUUAUCCGGAAGAGAAUUGCCUUAAAAAAUAAAUUUUUACGAAAACUUUUUUUAAUCUUCAAUCUUUGUAUAUACUUUUCUUUUAAAAAAUUCCUUCCUUUUUUAAAAAAACGAAGUAUUUAU
Meloidogyne enterolobii is the source of this 6367-nucleotide messenger RNA. The record is from the annotation of a GenBank genome assembly. NCBI's taxonomy places the organism in Eukaryota, Metazoa, Nematoda, Chromadorea, Rhabditida, Meloidogynidae.